Messenger RNA from Triticum urartu, 1083 nucleotides. The record is from RefSeq and is a predicted model, not a curated record. Lineage: Eukaryota; Viridiplantae; Streptophyta; Magnoliopsida; Poales; Poaceae.
ACGCGCUACACACGGCGGCACGAUCGCCCCCCUCCCCUACCGUACCGACUUCCCUUCCUUCCUCCUCGCACGCGCACGCGCACGCGCCGCGGGACACCGGGACAGGACAACGCGUCCGUCCCUCCCGGAGCAACUUCCCCUGCCUGCCUCUCUCCCUCUCCUUCUUCCUCCCCUGCCUCCCAAUGCUCAGUACAAAAUCUCGACUACUUGCUUUUCUCUUUCGCGCGCGCCGUCAGAAACUGCCUCCGCAGGAGGGAGGAGAGGAGGGGGUGUUGUGCCGUGGUCGAUACUCUGAAGAUUGAUUCCGGUCCGCCGGCAACAUGAGGUUCAGGAUCCGGAAGAAGCCUGCGUCCGCGCCGCCGGACGCUUCUUCCACGGCCGCCGUGCCGGACACCGCGGCCGGCGGCGGCCGGGCGACGAUCAGUAUCGUCGCUAGCCCAGAUCGCUACGGCACAGAGAAUGGAGGAAGCAGAGAUGAGUCGUUCUUCGAGGCAAGGCCGUGGUUAGACUCGGACAGUGAAGAUGAUUUCCAAAGCGUGAGAGGAGACUUCACUCCUUCAAGAGGUAGCACACCAGAUCACCAGACGCAAACAUCAUUCGCAGCGCGGAUAUCUGCGGACAUUCCUUCGCUGACAGAGAAGAAGCAGAGGCUCCUUGAGCUGCUACAGGAAAAGCAGCAGUACGAUGACGAGCAUGAUGCCACUACUGAUGCCGGUAGCGAGACAGGGAACAACAUUCAUGCUGAAGAACAUCUGAAUCCUUCUGGGAAAGUAGGGAAAGCAAAGAAGCCAGCCAAGCCAGGUUGCUUCGCUUGCUCUGCUUGGAAGCUUAGCUUCAAGUGCUGCCGGAAGAAGAAGAAAGAGCAGAAGGAUUUGUGAGUUAGUUCUCAGGUGUUGGAUUUUGACUUCUUGAAAAAUAUUAUCGCAAGAGAGCUGGUACAUGUAUAUACCUUUUUUGGGGGUGAAUGAAAUACCGCAACUAGAAGAAGUAUGAGGAGUGUGGAGUGGCCUGUUCAAUAGUGGCAUGAAUAGUGAAACAAUUAUGCAGGGUAAAAUAUAUAGCAUACAUGAUUACUUCCUGUUU